Molecule: messenger RNA, 2820 nt
Organism: Microcebus murinus (gray mouse lemur)
Lineage: Eukaryota; Metazoa; Chordata; Mammalia; Primates; Cheirogaleidae
Source: RefSeq, a predicted model, not a curated record
AUGGCCCACUGGGAAGGAGUACCCUCUGGGCCUCUCUCCAACACUCUCUCACUGGUUGUGCCCCGUGAACCACGCCACAGAAGCCCGCCACUCCCCAGAGUCCCUCCACCCAGAAAUAGUCCAGCGGUGACCAAAGGACGCAAGUGCUCACCCGUGGCCAAACACUUCAUCUCAGACGGCAAACUCGAGGACCAUUUGGCCACCAUCCUGCCGCCACAGAUUGAGAAGAUGCUGAAGAGUAAGAAGGUUGACCUGGCCGGUUUGCUUGGGAACUUGAUAGCCACAGUGAGCGACUCUGGCCUCCUGUCCCUUUUAAACAUCACGUCAUCCCUAGAUAUACUUGGAGGUGGUGGCCUUGGUAGCAUCCUAAGCCCGGGAAGUGGCAAGUCCCCGCAGCUCCCACUGCUCUCAGAAGCCACUGGUGCUGUCGGUGAUCUGCUGCCCCUGGGCCAAGACGGACUGGGUAGCCUAUUACCCAUCGGCGCAGACAAGAACCCCGAAAAAGGACUCCUCCCGAACCCCGUAAAAGGACUGCUCGACGGUGCUGGUCUCUCUGGCCUCCAGCAGCCCCUCAAUGACGUGGUCGACAAAGUAGGCCAGCUCAAGGACUCCACCCAGGACGUGCUCAGCGGCACCCUGCAGUCAGACAUUACCAAGAAGCUCACGGGCCUGCUGGGAGACAUUAACGUGGAAGAACUCUUGCUGGGAUUGGAGGUUCAAAAGGUGACUGUGAAGGACAUGAAGUCGACUGUGGCAGGGGAUGGGAUCCACACGCACGUCACGACUACCGCCUCCGUGGGUGGAAAAGGCCUAACUGGACCCGUAAUCAGCCUAGUGGGAUUUGAAGUCCACGGGGAUGUGACUCUGAAAAUUGGCGCUUCCACAAACAGCACCCACUGCAUCAAACUCCAGGUCCUGGAAAAAACCAUCAAUGCCAACAAAGUGACCCUUCAGCUAAUGAAGACGCUCACAGGUGCUUUGCCUCUCCCCCUCCCUAUGCCGCUGCCCUUGGAUGACAUCAUUCCUCAACUGUUGACAGUAAAUAUGAAUGAGAACACUGAAGAACCAGACGCCUCUGACAUCAUUCUCAGUGAUGGCAGCGAAUGCAAGAACUCCACCGGCUUGUUCACGUACACCAUUAAAAGUUCCAGAUUGUCCACAGAAGGUCUUUCCACCCUCUACUGCGCCGAAGCCCACUUCAACAAAAAGACAGUCCCUGUGACUGGAAGUCAGCUCCCUCAAGAUGCCAAAAAUGCCAACGCUUCCCUAACUCUGUCCCACACGAUGCUCAAGACGAUUGUCACUUUCGCUGCGAGGCAGAGCUCCCUCAAGAGAAGUAACCUGGACGCAAGCAUCACCAAAAUCGUCUACUCCCUCCAGCCCAGCAAUGAAGUUCAAGCCACCUACUGGGUUAACAUAAGAAAGAACGAUGAGAGCUUUGCCACAGGGCAAACGAGCUUAAUCAUCUCACAUGUGGGCAAGAUUUCAAAAGACAAACUGCUAGCAGACAUCAAACUUGUGAGCUCGGAACACAGUGUGACACCCCCUGAAGCCUUAGAUGAGUUGCAAGAGGUGAUGGACAAUAUUCUGAAGCUGUUCUGGUCUGGCCUUACUGAACAACUUCAACAAUGGAAUAUACCACCAGGAGUCAUCCCAGACCUUCUAGCCAAUUGCAAGGUUAUGGUGCUUAAAUCGACGGAUCUUCAGGCAGCAAAAUAAACCCAGCGUCUCUGAAGCCAGGCAAUGCUCCACAAUGAAAGCAGAAACACUGUGCAAUACUUUAAUAUGAAAUUUUAUGCAGAGGAUAUCCUUAUGAUUAAAGAGCCAAGUAGAGUUAGUAUUCUUUAAAUGUCAAUUAUCCUUUGGAAUUUCAGCAAGUACCUUGAAUUGACAAGUGCAAGAAAGGCAAAAACUCAGGGAUUUUUGACAGUUUUAAAAAUCUCUUUAAUAAAUAACCUGUUUUCAUGCAAAAAAAAAGGACUCACUUGUCUUCAAUUCCUGCAAAUAGGAAUUUCUUCCUAAGUUCAUGACUAGUAAAAGUAUUUCCUUUGGGACAUAAUAAUUAAUAUCAACGAUGAGGCAACAAAGCUCACUAUUAUCUAGUGUGCUAGAGGACAAUUAAUUAACAACAAUUAAGACUGUCUUCCCCUGUCUCUGCUAUUCCCCUCGCCAACUCCAAAUGCUUUCAUUUGCAUGUUGGCCCAAUGUGAAAAUCAUACAGGAGUUAGAAUCCAACUUUUCCAUGGUAAUAAUAUGUGUAGAGUUUGUUGUUUAAGUACCUGUCUGGGUGUAUAGCUAGGAGUGAAAUGGCUAUGUGAUCUGUUCAUUCUGUGUUUAAUGUUUUGAAGAAUAGCCAACCUGUUUCCUAUAGUAACUGAACAAUUUUUACAUUGCCUCCAGCAAUGCAUGAGGGUUCUGAUUUUUCCAUAUCCUAACCAGUGGUUGGAGGGUGUUUAAGUAGGUAGAGUAUGUGUUUUAUAAAGCGUACCCUGGGUGCCAGGUGGAGAAUGGAUGAUAGGUGGCAAGGGCAGAAGCAGAAAGCCCAGUUGCCAUGGUGAGUGACAAUGGUGACUUGCUCUGGGAUGGUGAUGGAGAGGAAUACAUAGACAGGAGAGAUGCCUUGAGGCAGAAUCCACAGGGCUUGGUCUGUUGGUGACAGUGGGACAGGCAUCAAGAAUGAUUCCUAGAAAGGAAAGGUGGGUGGAUGGUACUACUUACCACGGUGGGACUGACUGUGCAAGGUACUGGCCUGACUAUUCACAGGUCACAGUGAAUAGUCACUAGUACGGACUAUUCACAAUAGGCAAAGGUGUAAACAAC